This is a messenger RNA of Chenopodium quinoa (quinoa), 1750 nucleotides long. RefSeq lists its product as uncharacterized. Gene Ontology annotation, molecular function: glycosyltransferase activity. The coding region runs from base 192 to 1673 and encodes 493 amino acids. The record is from RefSeq and is a predicted model, not a curated record. Lineage: Eukaryota; Viridiplantae; Streptophyta; Magnoliopsida; Caryophyllales; Amaranthaceae. The transcript is spliced from 3 exons.
UUGAAGAAUGUAUUAACAACCACCCCUAAUUUGCUCUUACUACACGUUAUAUAUGCAUACUUUCAUUAGCAAAGCUUCUUCCUCACUUUAGCAUACACACAUAUACAAAAUGUGAGGGCAAUGAUUUAGGGUGCACAUAAGUGAGAACAAAUAAAUCCGGGAUCUGAAUGUAUGUACCUGGCUAAGCCGCCAUGGAAAAUUUUCCACAAACUAGUGAAAGACACACACAUACCUCUAAUAUUCAUAAUAUUCCUCCCUUGGUACCUAAAUAUUACAACCCUAAAAGCAAGCACAACAACUUAUCUUUCAACUAUUCACCAAAACAUUCUAUUAUCAUCUUACUCAUAUGUUUAACCAUAUUUCUUCUCUUCCAAAUUCCUUCUCUUCAAUUCCCUCCGUCGAUUGAGUCCUUCAAGAAGGUUGCCUCCUCCUCCUCCUCCCCCUUAGGAAAUCAAAAUUCAACGAACGAAGAUGAGAUUGAGAAGCUCAAACACGCGGUGACAUUCCUCCCCUUGAAGGACUUAAGAUACUCGAGCACAGCCGCCCAAGGGCACACAUGGUUCAUGAGUUCCAUGUACGACACACGCGACGAGGAAGGGGACGUGCAAUACCAAAAGUUCCCAUCAAAUGACUCAAAGGGAAGGAUCCUAUGUAUAAAGGGUCAUGACACACAUGAUGGGUCAUGGAAUUAUUAUGCACUUGCAUGGCCGGAAGCGUUACCCCAUAAUGCCACCCUUAUGAAAGGCCUAACAUUUGUGUCAUAUAAUCAUUAUAAUUAUGAUAAUAUAUGGCAUGGUUUGUCCGCCGUAUUUCCGUUUGUAGCAUGGCAUAUGAAAAAUGGGUGCAAAUUGCCUUCUAGAUGGGUGUUAUACCAUUGGGGUGAACUUAGGGCUAAGAUGGGUCUUUGGAUACGUUUGGUUUUGCAAGCCACUUUUGAUGGGCCAAUCAAUAUUGAAGUGUUUGACGGGGUUGAAGACGAGCAACCGGUAUGCUUCGAAGAGGCGGUGGUUAUGAGGCAUAACGAGGGAGGGAUGUCAAGGCAAAGAAGGAUGGAAACGUAUGAUCUAAUAAGGUGCAAAGCAAGGAUGUUUUGUAGUGUAAGCCUUGAUCGUAGGCCACAUGAAAUUGGGAUGACUCUAUUUAUGAGGACUGGGGCUAGAUCUUUCACAAAUGAUGCGGCUGUUAUUGACCUCUUUAAAACCGAAUGUGACAAGUUUACCAAUUGCCAAUUAUAUGUAGCUUACUCUAAUAAUCUCACCUUUUGUCAACAGGUUGAAUUGAUGAGCAUAACAGAUAUAUUGGUAUCACCUCAUGGUGCCCAAUUAACCAACAUGUUCCUAAUGGACAGGAAUAGUAGUGUCAUGGAGUUUUUUCCUAAGGGUUGGCUAAAGUUAGCCGGUGUAGGCCAAUAUGUCUAUCACUGGAUUGCAAGCUGGUCCGGUAUGAAACAUCAAGGCGCAUACCGUGACCCGAAUGGUGAACCUUGUCCCUAUCCCGAGGACGAUCGUCGAUGUAUGUCCAUUUUUAAGGGUGGUAAGAUCGGUCUUAAUGAUACUUAUUUUAGAGAAUGGACAAGAAUUGUGUUAAAGGAUGUGCAGCUUAGGAAGGUUGAUGAAGCCACUAAAAAUAGUCUAAAUUCUAAAUCAACUAUUGGUUGUACUUGUAAUUUGUGAUAUGUUUAGUUACAAACAAUUCAAAAAAUUUACAUGAUGUUAAAAAAUAUUUUAAGAAUAGUUGAUGUUACCAUUAA